Fukomys damarensis (Damara mole-rat) is the source of this 3900-nucleotide messenger RNA. It is a transcript of the gene Celf5, whose product is annotated as CUGBP Elav-like family member 5. The record is from RefSeq and is a predicted model, not a curated record. Gene Ontology annotation, biological process: regulation of alternative mRNA splicing, via spliceosome; mRNA splice site recognition. Gene Ontology annotation, molecular function: mRNA binding. Gene Ontology annotation, cellular component: cytoplasm; nucleus; ribonucleoprotein complex. NCBI's taxonomy places the organism in Eukaryota, Metazoa, Chordata, Mammalia, Rodentia, Bathyergidae. Bases 665 to 1717 code for a protein of 350 amino acids. The transcript has 8 exons.
UGGCGGUGGGCCGUCGAGGGUGGGCUGUGGGGUCCGCCUGGACCCGGACCUCAGUGUGGGGCGUGCCCGUGAAGGUGUGUGUAGGGGGGACCCACUCAGCUGUCUUCGGUGGGAUCGAGGGCCGCUCAUUCUUGCACAUUUUCACAUUCUCUCUCCAUCUUGGGGGUAGAGGAGCUGAAGAAGGAGCGGCCAGAUGUGGGGGUAGGAGAGGUAUGGGCAGGACUGUUAGGACUCCUGUGUAUGUGUAGGAGCCCGGCAAAGCUCAUCUGGGUUAGGAAACACUUUCGCAUUCUCCCUUCUGGUCACCAUUGUCGCACAGGGAGCAGGGAAAUGGGUCUGUGCUGCGAUUCCCUUUCCUUUCCUCCCACAUUCGGCUCUUUUCUUUGCUUGCUGUUUCUGAUUCCUUCUCUCCUCUCUGUCUCUGCCCCACCACGGGUCUCUUUCCCCUGCGUUCAUUGGCUCUGCUUCCCUUCCUCUCUCCCUCCCGCCCCUCACGAGUGAGUGACAGCUGUCCCGGACAGUUUCUAUAGUAACCCAGCUUGCCAUCCUUGGGAGAUGAAGCUGCCACCUUCCUGAUUACCAGGGAGCUGUGCAGAGACCGAGGGACAGAGCUGGGGACGCACGGGGAGGUGGUCUUCCUCGCUGUGGCCGUGCCCCUCCUCACAUGCGCGGGACAGGGAGGGACAGAGCGAUCCCAGAGACCAGGGACUCGGCUGAGGUGGUGUCUCCUCCCACAGGGGACCGGAAGCUGUUUGUGGGGAUGCUGAACAAGCAGCAGUCGGAGGAGGAUGUGCUGCGGCUGUUCCAGCCCUUCGGGGUCAUAGACGAGUGCACUGUGCUUAGGGGGCCUGACGGCAGCAGCAAAGGCUGUGCCUUUGUCAAAUUCUCCUCCCACACGGAGGCCCAGGCCGCCAUCCACGCCCUGAACGGCAGCCAGACCAUGCCGGGAGCCUCUUCCAGCCUGGUGGUGAAGUUCGCGGACACAGACAAGGAGCGCACCCUCCGGCGCAUGCAGCAGAUGGUGGGCCAGCUGGGCAUCCUCACGCCGUCCCUCGCCUUGCCCUUCAGCCCCUACAGUGCCUACGCCCAGGCUCUCAUGCAGCAGCAGACGACGGUCCUGUCCACCUCAGGCAGCUACCUGAGCCCAGGCGUGGCCUUCUCUCCCUGCCACAUCCAGCAAAUUGGCGCCGUCAGCCUUAACGGGCUGCCCGCCACGCCCAUCGCUCCUGCCUCUGGGCUGCACUCGCCCCCACUGCUCGGCACCGCCACCGUGCCCGGCCUGGUGGCGCCCAUCACCAAUGGCUUCGCUGGUGUCGUGCCCUUCCCAGGCGGGCACCCUGCCCUGGAGACCGUGUACGCCAAUGGCCUGGUGCCCUACCCAGCUCAGAGCCCGACCGUGGCCGAGACGCUGCACCCUGCCUUCUCCGGAGUCCAGCAGUACACAGGUCCCGAGGGCUGUAACCUGUUUAUCUACCACCUCCCCCAGGAGUUUGGAGACACGGAGCUGACCCAGAUGUUCCUGCCCUUCGGCAAUAUCAUCUCCUCCAAGGUCUUUAUGGAUCGGGCUACCAACCAGAGCAAGUGUUUCGGAUUCGUGAGCUUUGACAACCCAGCCAGCGCACAGACCGCCAUCCAGGCCAUGAACGGCUUCCAGAUCGGCAUGAAGAGGCUCAAAGUACAGCUGAAGCGGCCCAAAGAUCUGGGACACCCCUACUGACUGUGCCCACAGCCGCCCUGAGGCUGAGGGCCUGGCCCAGGUGAGCCGCCAGGCGGCCCCACGCCCCGCCCAGCCCCGGUCUUGUCCGAACCCCACCCCUACCCCUCGCUUCUUUUCCAAACCCUCCCUGGGUUUGGUUGGGUUGGCAGGGACGGAGCUGGAUGAAGACACCCCCAAUAACUGGUCGGGGCUGGAAUAGAGGGCGGGAUGGGGGUGGGGAGUCUGGGGAGGAGCUGGGGUUGCCCACCAAGGUUGGCUAGGCAAAUCCUUCCUGGAGAAGGUUUUGAGGGAUGAAUAAGAGUUCACUGGAAAAGGCAGGUUUGGCCUGGGGUGGAAAGUGUACUGGGGAGCGGCUUCUUCUGUCCUGUGACUCUGUUGUCUCCAUUGAAAAGCCCCUAAGCCAGAGGGCGGCAAUGUUAAAUGUGCACCCCAGACCCUGCCCCUCAGGUUGGAUCCCAAAAUGCCCCGCUCAGCUUGGAAGCAGGGCUCGAGCCUAGGAGAUGGGGACAGCGCCUUGAUGGCCUCCUGUCCCCCUCUUCUGUGCCCAUCAGGCCCUACUUCCUCUGGGAUAAUCCGUCCCCACUGGGUUGACCCUGCUAACGAAUGUGCAAAAAAACCCCAAGAGAACAAGCAAAACCUACGAGUUUAUUUUGCCAUCAGAACAAAGAACUUUCUCAUGUUCCUUUGGGGACCGAGCAGUAACCCUAAGAGGCCACUGGAAUCGUAACCCUGAUGCCCAGUCCCAGGGAUGCCAGCUGUAAAACGGGUUCAUGGGGAGCCCACGGGAAAGAGGGGGCUUCUCCCGGCUGAGCCCAGAAUCUGCCACUGAAAGGGCUCCGGCUUAUUCCUUUUGAUAUUUAUACGUUUCUUUUGUAAGUUAAAAACAUCACCUUUGCUGUCACACCAGAGCCUGGCGGGGCCGGCGCGGUAGGUGCGCAGCUAGGGUCUGAGCGCGGGUCACUGCGUGUGUCUGCCUCUCCCUCUCUGCCAGCAGAGGCUUCCUGACCCUACUGUGUGCCCCUGCGUGGGGACUUGGCCUCCGACAAACAAAAGGAAAAACGUGGGGACAUGGGAGGGACAGAAAUUACUUCCUGGAGCUUCAGGGACAGGGUCCAGGGACCGAGAGAAGACAGGGCAGCCGUUUAGCACCGGAAGUCCCUUCAGUGCUGGGUGGGUCGGCCUCGGAACCCCGGGGUUUUGCUUUUCUAAAAAACAUAGCAGGUCCUUGGGCCCUCAGACCCCAGCCUAGCCCAGGGCACAGACACUGGGAGGUGGCAUCUUCCGCCUGUGCCCCUAAGGCCAUCGCUUCUCCCCAGGUGAGGGGCUCCCACCCAGGAAGGCUGUCCCCAUGCAGGACUUUCCCGUAAACUCAGCCGUCUUCGGACACCAGCCCCCCUUUUCCCUCUCGGCACUCACCCUGUUCACCCCCAAAAUGUGAAAUGCUUCUCGGAACCGAGUGGGGAGCUCUGUGGUCUGUCCUGGGUAGGGGGACAGGGUCUCCUGUGUGGGGGCCAAAGAAUUCAUACACUGCCACCCCCUGCACUCGAGGACGCUUCCUCGCGCUCCCCCGCACCCCUGCUUGGCGGCUUCCCCAGAGAGAUCAGGACUUUCCCUAUAUAUAUAUGUGCAUAUAUAGAGAGAGCAAGAGACAGUAUAUAUAUUUUUUUGCGUAUAGGUCAUGGGGCCAAACUUUUCUGACUUCCUAACACCCGAGAGGGGAUGACCCUGAGCUGGUCACUUGGAAGGGACCAGGCUGGCUGGGCGGCCCCGGUGCCCGCCCGUCUGUGACCCCUGGCGGGGACAUCAGACCAGGAUGCGCCCCCCCUUACCUCCGGGCUGCCUGCCUCGUCCGCCAGCCACGCGCAAGGGGCCUGAGCCUGGCCGGCUGGGCUGUCCCUGGUCUCGCUCUCCCGUCUGUCCCGGCCCCAGGGCCCUGCCUUCUCGGAUGCUGGCACAAGGACCCUCAGCACCUCACAGCCCCUGUCUGUCCCCAGUCCCUCUGUCAUAGCCUUAUUCGAGUGACCAAUAGCCCUUAGCUUUCCGUUGGAGGGGACAGCUGGCGAGGGGGUGUCACCCCCGGGCCUCACUGUCCCCCCCCAGGGCAGGCAGCCAUGGUCCCUGCCUCCGAAUCACCAGCCUCCAAAUUAAGGUCCUUGUAACCAAGAUCUCCACGCGCUUUGGAC